AUGGCCGGGGCGCUGCAGGGCCGGUGGCUCGUCGUGGUUGUCCACGUGUGUUGCUUCCUGUGGGCUCUGUUUUCCCUCUGCCAGAACGUGGGUCUGCCUAAUUCCGCCCGCAGGGAGAGCGACGACACCUACGGAGGGCGUUGGAAAUACCUGACCUUCAUCAACCAGAUUCUACAAACUUUAUUAUUUGGGAUAUGUGUCAUAAUUGAUGUUGUACUUACAUUCACGACUGCCAAAAAGAAGAGCGUGUCAUCCAGGCUGUUACCGGUGAAAGACUUCAUCUUCUCGGUGCUGGUAUUCCCUGUUGGCUUAUUUGUAGCUGUUACGUUUUGGACUCUAUAUGCAUAUAAUAGAGAGCUUAUAUAUCCUGAAGAGUUGGAUGAGGUUAAUCCAAGCUGGCUGAAUCAUACUAUGCAUACCACUAUACUGCCGUUACUUUUUAUAGAGCUGAUAGCAUGUCCACAUAAAUAUCCUGCUAAACUGAAUGGAAUAAUAGGACUUAGCAUCUUUGGUUCUUCGUACCUUAUAUGGAUGCUUUGGGUAAAUUAUGCCUCAGGUAUUUGGGUAUACCCAAUUUUAGAAGUUCUAGACAUAGCUGGAAAGAUGUUGCUUUUUGUCACUUCCUACCUUGAGUUGUUAGUAUUCUAUUUCCUUGGAGAAAAGCUUACGGCGUUAUUAUGGGGUGAUACUCAAAAACGUAAGAAGCAGGCAUAG
Molecule: messenger RNA, 714 nt
Organism: Struthio camelus australis
Lineage: Eukaryota; Metazoa; Chordata; Aves; Struthioniformes; Struthionidae
Product: androgen-induced gene 1 protein-like
Cellular component (GO): membrane; endomembrane system
Source: RefSeq, a predicted model, not a curated record